AUGGGAACGUUGUUCAAUAAUGCAAAGCCAUAUCUGCUGUUGUUGGCCGUCCAAUUUGGCUCUGCGGGCAUGUUCAUUUUUGCGAUGGAUGCUAUCAAAAAGGGGAUGAGCCAUUAUGUGUUUAUUGUCUACCGUAAUGCCAUCGCCUCUAUAACUCUCGCUCCCUUCGCAUUUGUUCUUGAAAGGAAAGUUAGGCCCAAGAUGACUCUGCGGGUAUUUUCAGAGAUUAUGGCACUGGCUUUCUUUGAAAUAAUACUGGAUCAGUGCUUCGCCCUUUUGGGCAUGAAAUUCACGUCAGCAUCUUUCCUAUCUGCUGUGAUGAACUCCGCACCCUCCAUUACUUUUGUCAUGGCUGUUAUUCUAAGAUUGGAGCACAUGAAAAUUAAGGAGUUAGCAUGUCAAGCCAAGGUACUUGGCACAAUAGUAACUUUGGGAGGCACCUUGCUAAUGGCACUAUACAAAGGUCAUGCAGUUGUGGGAUCUUCAACCAACCACGUAGUCCAGCCUGAGAAUGUGAACAACCCCACUAGCAGCCACUGGAUCGUAGGGACAUGUUUCAUCCUCAUUGGUUGUGUAGGCUUUUCUGCGUUUUACAUAUUGCAGACCAUAACGUUGAGAAAAUACCCAGUAGAGAUGUCCUUGGCCACUUUGGUUUGCUUUGUAGGGGCACUUCAAAGCUCUGUUGUAGCAGCCUUGGCAGAGUGGCACCAACCUCAUGCAUGGUCUCUUGGUUGGGAUACAAGACUUUUUGCUCCUGCUUAUGCGGGUAUAAUCACAUCUGGAGUCCAAUAUUACAUACAAGGGAUGGUCAUAAAAUCUAUGGGCCCAGUUAUUGUGACUGCUUUCAAUCCCUUGCGUAUGAUCAUCGUCACAGCCUUGGCUUGCAUCAUUUUAUCUGAGCAACUCUACCUUGGAAGUAUCAUCGGAGCAAUAGUUGUGGUUUUUGGGCUUUAUCUAGUUGUGUGGGGAAAAUCUAAAGAAUGCAAAGGUCGGAUACCACCGUCCCCUGCAGAGGAUGACUUUGCACAAAACCAACGACAGCUACCAGUCACGGCUAAGUUAGUCCCUCAUUGUCAUCAAAGCAACCAUGGGGAGGCCACAAUAUCAAAAUGA
Messenger RNA from Abrus precatorius (Indian licorice), 1113 nucleotides. RefSeq names its product WAT1-related protein At4g08290-like. The transcript is spliced from 7 exons. Bases 1 to 1113 code for a protein of 370 amino acids. Gene Ontology annotation, cellular component: plasma membrane. Gene Ontology annotation, molecular function: transmembrane transporter activity. The record is from RefSeq and is a predicted model, not a curated record. Lineage: Eukaryota; Viridiplantae; Streptophyta; Magnoliopsida; Fabales; Fabaceae.